Molecule: messenger RNA, 2983 nt
Organism: Cucurbita pepo subsp. pepo (vegetable marrow)
Lineage: Eukaryota; Viridiplantae; Streptophyta; Magnoliopsida; Cucurbitales; Cucurbitaceae
Product: BTB/POZ domain-containing protein At3g50780
Molecular function (GO): protein binding
Source: RefSeq, a predicted model, not a curated record
CUUUGGUUUGUUCUUAGUUAAUUUAUGACACAAACUCUCUAAUCUCUUAAUCAAAGUGUUUAAACUUGAUUAUCAAGUUCAACAACUACCACUAACCAGUAUAGCUUCCACUGAGAAAAAUGGUGUGUUUCUGGGGAUGCCCUUUUCCUCUAUUAUUGAGCUCGCAAAUGAGCAAUGUUGAGAAGGGCAUUUCAGUCACUGUACUGACAUUUUGAUGCGGAGUGAAAGCGAAGGGGGUUCUUAAUUUGGGGCAUGCUUAGAAUAUCCACAGAUAUAACAAACAAAGCGAUGUGGGAAUCCAAUAAAAUUUGAAAAGUAGAAUUCGAAAUGAUGAGGAGGGGCGUGCCUGUUUGAUUGAUUACUGAGAAAGCUUCUUUGGUGUUUGAUUACAGAGCAGAAAAGUUGUGCAAACUAAUUCAGAGAGAGACCCACAUCGAGAUUCAAUCAUCAAAAGUGAGAAGAAGGCAAAUCGGUAAGUGAUAAAGUAGAGCCACACCCACACCCACACCCACCGCUUCGUUUCGCUUUUUUCUUUUGUGGGUCUUCUGGUUUUUUCUUUAAUUCACAAAGUAAAAGCGUUUCUUCGCUAAUUAUUCCAUUUACAAGGCUUUGUUCGUUGGUUCCCUUGAUGCUCGACACCAUAGCUUCCUUUUGAAUCAUAUUACUCUGUCCUGGUUUCGAAUAAGUGGUGGGUUUUCUCUGGCUUCUUAGGUCUUGAUGGUUUCGCAUUAGCUGGUGAGUGAAUGAUCAAAUUCAGUACGCGGGUGUUCGAGUUUGUUAGGUUUUCUUACGUGUGAGGCUGCGAAUCUCUUGGUGAUGCUUUAAUGCUUUCGAUUCUGGAGCUAAUACGAAUACUGAGUGUUCUUCUUCCAUUUCGCCUUCAGUUUCAUAUUUCUUAUGAAUUUAGAUCCAAUGUCGUCUGAUCUGAUGUUCUUCAAAGCUUGGAGUCUUUGAUUCAGAAAGUAGAAGGCUGUAAGUUCCCAUUAUCUUGCUUUUCUUUUCUUGAGUAGAAAGCUUUUGCGGCUGUUCUUAGGUGCUCUGUAUCUUUUGUUCUUAAUGAUCCGUUUCCCCAUUGUUACACAAGCUGCAGUAAAUCAAUAAGAAUGGCUGAGAUAAGGAUAAGUAGGUUAGAACAAGGCCAAACCAAGAUUAAAAAUGUGCCAAUUGCUGUAACCCCAGAAGGGUUUUGGUGUUGCCCUUCUCCUGUUGUCUUCCAAAAGACCCUCAAAAAUCAAAAUCCUCUAAACAAGCCCAAACCUGCCUCCCCACCCCCUAAGAUCCCUGUUGAGAAGAAACCGACCCUCGUGACUGAUAGAAAGCCGCCAGCGCUCACGAGAUCACGGUCGGCUGCUGUUUCUGAUGACGACCGAAAAGGCAAUGCUGAUACUUCUGGCUUUAGUGCUCCAGAGGUUGUACACAGGGUAUCACGGCCUAAGGUUGAAAAUAUGCCAAGGAAAAUAGCAAUUGAGUUUGGUGAGCCAGGGACUAGUAAUAUAAAGGUUGUUUUACUCGGGAAGCAAGGAUUUUCGGUAAAGUUGAGCGUUCAUAAGAACGUAUUGAUGGAUAAUAGUACUUUUUUUGCUAAUAAACUUUCUGAUCAAGAAGGCUCCUCCAUGGAAAUUGGUGAUUGUGAAGAUGUUGAAAUAUUUGUUGAAACUGUGGGAUUGAUGUACUGCAAAGAAAUGAAGCAAUGGUUGAUGAAGCAAAAUGUUUCUCGUGUUCUUCGAAUUCUGAAGGUUGCUGAAUUUCUUGGUUUUAUGUCAUGCAUGCAAUCAUGUCUAGAAUAUUUGGAAGCAGUCCCCUGGGUUGGUGACGAAGAAGAAGAAAAGGUCGUCACGUCCAUCCUACGACUUCAAAGAGAGGGCAUUGGGGUGAGCCCGGUAUUGAAACGAGUGUCUGCAGAUGUGUCUAAACCCCAUAAAGAUACUCUUUCUCAUAUCAUUGAACUUGUUCUUAAAAGCAACGAGGAGCGAGGUCGACGUGAAAUGAAACUGGUGGUACUGAGGCUUCUUAGGGAGAACCAAAGCGUCCCGAGCCACGCGAACUCAGCUGACAUUUGCAAUGAAACUAUUUACUCUUCUUGCAGAAGCUGCUUGACAUCACUAUUGCUAUUGUUCCAGAAGGCUACUGAAACAGAGUUUAUUGACAAAUCAGUAGACAGGAAAGAACCAGUGCUGAAGCAAAUUACUCUAGAGGCCGAUAACCUUUCGUGGUUGCUCGAGAUUUUAGCUGACAGGCAAGCGGCCGAUGAGUUUGCGGUAAUGUGGUCGAAGCAUCAGGAACUAGCAGCCCUCCACGCGAAGCUGCCGAUCGUAUCUCGCUACCAUGUUAGCUGCAUAACAGCAAGGCUAUUUGUUGGCAUUGGCAAAGGAGAGCUGUUACCAGCAAAGGAUACACGUAAAUUAUUAUUACAUACAUGGUUAGAGCCAUUAAUCAAUGAUUAUAGCUGGUUAAAACAUGGUUGUGGGUCGUUUGAUCGAAAAGUCGUGGAAGAAGGAAUCGGUCGGACGAUCCUCACUCUCCCACUUGAGGAUCAGCAAAGCAUUUUGCUGACUUGGUUGGGCAGUUUUCUGAAGGUUGGAGAUAGUUGCCCAAAUCUCCAAAGAGCGUUCGAGGUUUGGUGGCGUCGGACCUUCGUACGACCUUACGUCGAGACACAAGGAAGCAACCCAAUCACCCCCCAGUUGGAGCCUUGAAGACAUGUCACUGUAAGUAAAGAUAUAUGUAAUGUUCAAGCAAUUCUCUGUGAUGAAAAGAUGAACAAAACUGGCCAAUGGUUGGGCUAUGUUAGCUGCUGAGUGUAUUGCUUAUGGUUUAUGUUGAAUUAACUUCGAGAUUCGUCGAGAACGUUCUCGACGAAGUGAAUUGCUCUCUUGUGAGUUAAAUUUGCAAUGUAAUAGCAUAAGUUGGAUGCAUGACCGAGCUACAUUUGAGUGUGUUUUAUGUAUGAUUGUUUUUAAAACUGUUCUAUCGAGCCGUUCAC